UCAAAUCAGGACCUUUACGCAGCAGCAAUAUUAUGGCAGCGUUUACCUGCGAGCGCGACUGACUGUACAGCCUGUUGUGAUACUGUUGUGAUACUAUUGUGACACUGUUGUGAUACUGUUGUGAUACUGUUGUACACAUGUUGUGCUGCUGUCGGUAGGUGUACUGCGACAGGUUCAGGGACCGAGCAGCGGCUCUUCUUUCAGCUUCCUGAUGGAGCACAUCCGACUACCAAAGGUGGAGAAUGUCAGGCUGCUUGACAGAGUCUCACCCAGAAGAAGUAGGGUGGGCACCCUCUACCUGACAGCCACGCACACCAUCUUUGUAGAGACUGAGGAUGGAUUGCGCAAUGAAAUCUGGGUGCUUCACAGUUUGGUGUGCAGCGUGGAGAAGCAAGCCGCCACACCCUCGGGAUGUUCUCUGCUCAUUCGCUGCAAGAACUUCCAGGUUCUUCAUUUUGUGGUACCUCGAGAGCGGGAGUGCCACGAUGUUCACCUGUCCCUACAGCGUCUUUCCCAGCCAGAGCGUUGCGAGGAGCUGUAUUGCUUCUCCUACAAGCCCAACGUCGAUGAGGAGGAGAGACGGCAGGAAUGGGACUUUUUGGACCUCAUGGCUGAUUACAGCAGAAUGGGACUCCCAAACUCCCUGUGGAAACUCUCCCCUGUCAACCAACACUACAAGGUGAGCGACACGUACCCCUCUGACCUGUUCGUUCCUCAGUCCGCCACGCCUCCGGUCAUAGUGGGGAGCUCCAAGUUCAGGAGCAGAGGCAGAUUUCCUACUCUAUCCUACUACUCCAAAGAAAAUCAUGCCGCCAUCUGCCGCAGCAGCCAGCCGCUGUCAGGUUUCAGCGCUCGCUGCCUGGAGGAUGAACAGAUGCUGGAGGCCAUCUUGAGGUCCAAUCCCCGCAGCGACUUCAUGUAUGUGGUGGACACCAGGCCUAAGCUGAAUGCAAUCGCAAACCGAGCUGCAGGAAAAGGCUACGAAAACGAGGACAACUACUCCAACAUUAAAUUCCAGUUCAUCGGCAUCGAGAAUAUCCACGUCAUGAGAAACAGCCAACAAAAAAUGCUGGAAGUGUGUGAGCUGCGUUCCCCCUCCAUGUCUGACUUCCUGGAAGGUCUGGAGAGCUCAGGCUGGCUGAGGCACAUCAAAGCUGUUUUGGAUGCAGGCAUCUUCAUCGCUAAGGCUGUUGCAGAAGAGGGUGUCAGUGUCCUGGUUCACUGUUCAGACGGUUGGGACCGCACUGCCCAGGUGUGUUCAGUGGCCUGUGUGCUGCUGGAUCCUCACUACAGGACCCUCAGAGGAUUCAUGGUUCUUAUUGAGAAAGACUGGCUCUCAUUUGGACACAAGUUCUCCCACAGAUGCAACCACCUGGUCGGAGACCCUAAAGAGGUGUCCCCCGUCAUCGAUCAGUUCCUGGAGUGCGUCUGGCAGCUCAUGGAGCAGUUCCCCUGUGCCUUUGAGUUCAACGCAAGGUUCCUCAUCACCAUUCACAGCCAUGUCUACUCCUGCCAGUACGGCAACUUCAUUGGCAACAACCAGCGGGAGAGGAUAGAGCUGCGAUUGCGUGAGAGGACUCACUGUUUGUGGAGUUAUCUGUGGAAGAACCAGACAGACUACAUCAACCCUCUGUACCGACCAGACCACAGCCAGACACAGGGGCUGCUCCGGCCCUCUACUGCCCCCUACUGCUUUAAGUCUUGGAGAGGGCUGUACAACCGGUUUGACCGAGGGAUGCAUCCUCGACAGUCUGUGGAGGAUUAUCUGAGUGCCAUCCAGGAGGAGACGCAGCAGCUGGAGGAGCAGCUGGCUUCACACAAACAGAAAAUUGCUCAGCUGGAGCAGGAGCAGGACGGGAGUGUCCCCCAGGAAGCCGUCCCCUUUGAUAAGAGCCCCACAGCGUGGGCUCUUGGUAGUGACCUAGGUCUGGCCAACACCCCUCAGGACUACACCGGGGGCUUCAUCACCAGCAGCCCCUGUCAGCCUAAAGCACUAGACAGCAGCCUGGUGCUCCUGACCCAGGACUCCAACCAAUCCACCCUCUCCAACGGCAGCGACCAGGAGUCGGGGAUUGCGGACGUGAGCUGUCGCUCGCCUCUCAGCGAGGACAGCACCAGGGACCCAGACUCUGAUGAGGCCGCCUACUCAGCUGCCUGAGACUAAUGUAGCGUUUGAUGGAAGGUGAAGCAGCAACCAGCUGUCCACUGUGCCACUGAACAGACCUUUACAUUCCCUAUAUAACCCAGCGAUUGGCUAACUCCAGUGAAAAGUGUUAUUCAGAUGACACAAGUGACUUGCACUUAUGUUUGCACUCUCCCUGUUGCCACACACAUAUGAGGUGAUAGUUGUUUACUGUAGCUGACCACAUUUCACCUCUUACACAUAAUAUUUAAACCCCAGAGAUUGUACACACAUAAUUACAAUACACAAUAACCAGUUUCAUGUUGAAGACGUUUCAAGAUUUGACAUAAUCCUUGGCAAAAACUAAUUUACCAAAGUUAAGAGUGAAUUACGAUCAAUUAUGAACAAUUCAAUGCACUUCAAUGUAAGCUUGUCAACACAUCAAGUUAAUGAGCCAUUUAGCUGUGUGUGCUUUCACACACUUUUAUUCAUUAGGAAUUUGGCUUUACAAUCAUGUAAACAUUUGAACAUAGAUUUUAAGUUUUCAAAGCAACACAGAACAAUAUCCAGCACUCCAAAGAGACAUUAUCAUUAUCUCAGUUGCGUUGUUUGUGCUUAAAGAUGGCAAAAAUGAUAAUGAUAAAGAGGGGGGGCUGAAAAAAUGAAUCAUGAUAACAGCAGACUCAAGUUGUAGCUUAUAGCAAACAUAUGACAACAAUGUAGAGAAUACAGACUGUUGUCACAUGGUGCUAAUUGGUAUUAAGAAUGACUCACCUCAGUAGCAACGAUUAGUUUUUCCUUUUUCUGUAAUGUGUUUUGGUGAGUUUCAAAUACCUAUUUAAAAUACUGUCACACCCUAUAAUCACUGCUACUCCAUCACAGGCCAUCUGGAGUCAAAUAGCAAUGUAGCUGUGUUUCAACCCCAGAGGACAUUUAUAAUGACUGAACUAAACUCACUGAGCGAACAACAGUGACCUCAGCUGGGGUUUGGAGUCAUUACGCUACAAUUACCAGUGGCUAUUUAUGGUUGAUUGACACAUUGUGGUCCACACCUUUUUUGUUUUUCACCUUGAUACACAAUAUCUUAGCUUUGAAAUCUUAUUGAACAAGCAACUUAAUACAUUUCUGUCCACAAUAUUUCAACAAUAGAUUUGCUGUGAUCAAACCAAAAACCUUACCAAAGUGAAUCAACCCUCUGCUGGUAAAAUAAGUGAUGAAUGGAGAGUAAUAGCACUACUGAAUAGUGAGCAGACCAGAGCAUGUGAACACAAAUAAACACCUGCUUUGGGCAGCAGAUAACGACUGACUUUUCCAAUAUUGGCGCCGUAUCAAUUGUAAAGGUAGUAUUAAAACCGUACACAGAAUAGUAGUACACAUUAGGCGUAGUGGGCAUGUUAAGAUGUUUUUGUAUUAUGACAUAUGUUUUUGACUACUUGCUUCAUGUUGUUUUUAUUUGAAUGAUAGGAACAAAAAUGUCCGGUAAUAAGGAAUUCUUAGACCUUGUGUAAAAGAAAGAGCUUUAUAUUGCUGCUUUUAUGUGUUCAAUGUGGAAUAAAGCCAGAUGUGUCGAAUUGAUCUAAAUGCAAAGUUGUGUAAUUUGUGUCAAUUUUCAUUUGAAAUAAAUAAAUAUAUUGUCAAUCCUCGU
Anoplopoma fimbria (sablefish) is the source of this 3767-nucleotide messenger RNA. RefSeq names its product myotubularin related protein 7a (gene mtmr7a). The transcript is spliced from 14 exons. Gene Ontology annotation, biological process: dephosphorylation. NCBI's taxonomy places the organism in Eukaryota, Metazoa, Chordata, Actinopteri, Perciformes, Anoplopomatidae. Gene Ontology annotation, molecular function: phosphatase activity. The record is from RefSeq and is a predicted model, not a curated record. Bases 212 to 2158 code for a protein of 648 amino acids.